Zonotrichia leucophrys gambelii is the source of this 571-nucleotide messenger RNA. RefSeq names its product AP-2 complex subunit sigma. The transcript has 4 exons. The record is from RefSeq and is a predicted model, not a curated record. Gene Ontology annotation, cellular component: intracellular membrane-bounded organelle; membrane coat; AP-2 adaptor complex. The annotation marks the transcript as partial. Gene Ontology annotation, molecular function: clathrin-cargo adaptor activity. Gene Ontology annotation, biological process: clathrin-dependent endocytosis; intracellular protein transport. Lineage: Eukaryota; Metazoa; Chordata; Aves; Passeriformes; Passerellidae.
UUGGGUCAGAUUCGCUUCAUCCUGAUCCAGAACCGGGCGGGCAAGACGCGCCUGGCCAAGUGGUACAUGCAGUUCGACGAUGACGAGAAGCAGAAGCUGAUCGAGGAGGUUCACGCCGUGGUCACCGUCAGGGACGCCAAGCACACCAACUUCGUCGAGUUCCGCAAUUUCAAGAUCAUUUACCGUCGCUACGCCGGCCUCUAUUUCUGCAUCUGCGUCGACGUCACCGACAACAACCUGGCCUACCUGGAGGCCAUCCACAACUUCGUCGAGGUGCUCAAUGAGUAUUUCCACAACGUCUGCGAGCUUGACCUCGUCUUCAACUUCUACAAGGUGUACACGGUGGUGGAUGAGAUGUUCCUGGCCGGGGAGAUUCGCGAGACGAGCCAGACCAAGGUGCUGAAGCAGCUCCUGAUGCUGCAAUCCCUGGAAUGACCCAAAAAUUCCCAAAAAAUUCCCAAAAUUCCUCAAAAUUCCUCCCCCAACUCUCGGUGUUAUCGUGCUGUGGAAAAAAUGUGAAUUUUUGUGUGUUAAAAGUGACCAAAAAUGGGAAUAAAUGGGAUAAAAAUGA